This is a messenger RNA of Caenorhabditis remanei, 1749 nucleotides long. RefSeq lists its product as uncharacterized. Gene Ontology annotation, molecular function: glucosylceramidase activity. The transcript has 8 exons. Bases 1 to 1749 code for a protein of 582 amino acids. The record is from RefSeq and is a predicted model, not a curated record. Gene Ontology annotation, biological process: glucosylceramide catabolic process. NCBI's taxonomy places the organism in Eukaryota, Metazoa, Nematoda, Chromadorea, Rhabditida, Rhabditidae.
AUGAAACGACUGAAAGAGGUCAUCUGGAUUUUGUUGAUUUCAAUUUGUACAGGAACAUCAACACCUUGUAACCCAAAAGUUUAUGACGGUGCGUUCAAAAAUUUGGUGUGCGUCUGCAAUGCAACACUUUGCGAUGAAAUUGAACCGAUUGGAGAAAUUGGGGAAGGAAAGGCAGUGGUGUAUAGAUCAACAUUGGAUGGAGACAGAUUGAAAAGGAUGAGUAUGAAGAUGAAGGAGAAAUUAGGAAAAGAGGAAACUGUAAAUGUUACAAUUUCAAUUGAUGCCAGUGAACGGUUCCAACAAAUUUUUGGUUUCGGAGGAGCGUUCACAGAUUCAGCCGGUGACCAACUUGCUGCUGUGUCUGAAAAACUUCAAGAUCAGAUAUUGAAUUCAUAUUUUGGAGAGAAUGGACUUGAAUACAAUGUUGGCAGAGUUCCGAUGGCCAGUUGUGACUUCUCAACUCAUGAAUAUAGUUAUGACGAUGUUAAAGAUGAUUUUGAAUUGAAACAUUUUGCAUUGGCAGACGAAGAUUUGAAGCUAAAAAUUCCAUUUAUUCAAAAGGCAAUGGAAAAAACUAAAGGAAAACUGCAGUUGUUUGCAAGUCCAUGGUCAGCUCCUGGUUGGAUGAAAGUCACCGGAAGAAUGCGAGGAGGGGGAGCUAUGAGAAAUGAUGAAAAAGUUUAUAAGGCUUAUGCAAACUAUUUUGUCAAAUUUUUCGAGGCUUAUUCUUCUCAUUCAAUUCCAUUCUGGGGACUUACAAUACAAAAUGAACCAUCAACGGGAGCUGAUAUGACGUGGAGAUGGCAAACAAUGAAUUACACUGCUGAAACAAUGAGAGAUUUUUUGAAAGAUUUUCUGGGUCCACAGUUGAAAGGAAAUAAGUUAACUGAACCAUUAAAAGUCAUGGUCUUGGAUGAUGGAAGAGGAUUGUUACCAGGAUGGGCGGAUACUAUAUUUAAUGAUACUGAAGCUAACAAGUAUGCUGAUGGAAUUGCUGUUCAUUGGUACGGAAAUUUGUAUUCACCAGCUGUUCUUUUGGAUAUAACACAGAGGCAUCAUCCGGAUAAAUUUAUUUUCGGAACUGAAGCGUGUGCUGGUUAUGCCGUUCACCAUGGUCCAAUAAUGGGUGAUUGGUUUACGGCAGAAAACUAUGCUAGUGAUAUAAUCAGUGAUUUGAAUCAUCACUUUAUUGGAUGGACUGAUUGGAAUUUGUGUCUUGAUGAGAAGGGCGGUCCCAAUUGGGCUAACAAUUUUGUGGAUUCACCAAUUAUUGCAUGCGCCGGUUAUUUUGGGCAUCACGGUCCAAUAAUGGGUGACUGGUUCCGUGCUGAAAGUUAUGCAGAUGAUAUCCUAACCGAUUUGAAUCAUCACGUAACUGGAUGGACUGAUUGGAACUUGUGUCUUGAUGAAACAGGCGGUCCCAAUUGGGCGUACAAUGUUGUGGACGCUCCAAUCAUUGUGAAUCGAACUGCACAAGAGUUUUAUAAACAGCCAAUGUUUUAUGCAUUGGGUCAUUUUAGUAAAUUCUUGCCACGUGGAUCAACUCGUGUCUUCACAAAAGUCGAAGGAAACUUAGCAGUAUCGGCAACAAGUGUUGUUAUUGAAGGAGGUCAACGUGCUACCGUAAUCUUGUCAAAAUCAUCGAGUUCUCUCAUGACUCGAGUAGUGGACAGUGCGACUGGAUAUUCUUUAGUCCUCAAUCUCCCGCCGAGAUCCAUUCAUACUGUUAUUUGGAAUAAGAGAAAGUAA